AUGGCCCGGCGCUGUCUCCAGGCGAACAUCAACCACUCUGCCAGGGCCCAGGACCUGCUAGUCCAAAGCAUGGCAGAGUGGCAAAUCGACGUGGCGGUGGUCUCGGAGCCCUAUGUCGUUCAUUUACGGGACGACUGGGUGUCCGACCACGAGGGAGUGGUGGCGAUCGUCGCCCCUGCCGUCGCUGGUUCCCCUGCUAUCGAAGGGGUAGCCAGGGGCAGAGGGUUCGUAGUCGCUGCAGUCGGGGGUGUGGCGAUCGUGGGCGUUUACGCCUCGCCCAACCGGAGUCUCGCGGAGUUUGAACAGCUACUCGUUGAGGUCGGGGCUCUGGUCGGGCAGGCAUCGCCCAACCCGGUGUUAGUCGCGGGGGACUUCAAUGCCAAAUCUACGGCUUGGGGUUCCCCUUCGACGGACGCCAGGGGCGAGGCGCUGGAGGAGUGGGCUGUGUCACUGGGCCUCGCGGUGAUCAACAGUGGGUCGGAGAGCACGUGCGUGCGGCAGCAGGGCGAGUCGAUCGUGGACGUAACGUUCGCGUCCAUCGCCCUAGCCCGCCGUGUUCGAGACUGGAGGGUGGAGACGGCCGUGGAGACUCUAUCGGAUCAUCGAUACAUCCGAUACGAUGUCUCCGCGGCACCGGUCGUCCGGCCCGCUGUUGUGCGGUCAGAAGGUCCGCGGUGGAGUCUGGGCCGUCUCGACAGCCAGUUGGCAAAAGAGGCGGCCAUCGUGGAGGCCUGGUGCGCCGGUUCCGACCCGGUCGUCCAGAGUCAAGCCUCAGACUCCACGUCGCCGCGUAUACUGGUGGCGGCCGGAACUCCGUCAGCUACGGAGAGCCUGCGUUGCGGCCCGCCGCCAGUACGCCGAUGCAGACGGAGGAGAGUCCGCGACCAUGAUCUGGAGGCGGCCCUUUACACCGCCUACAGAGACGCCUGUGUUACGCUCCAAAAGGCCAUAGCACAGGCGAAGGAAGCGGCGUGGACGGAGUGGCUCGAGACCCUCGACAGGGAUCCGUGGGGGAGACCGUACCGGGUCGUGAGACAAAAACUCCGACCCUGGACACCCCCGCACACCACCACUCUCCAGCCACACCUUCUGGAGAGCGUUGCGAGCGCGCUGUUCCCGGAGCGUAGAGAGUUCGUCCCUCCAUCGAUGGCCCCACUGCGCAGCGAACGAGACGAACGAGAUCUGGCGCCCCCGGUCACCGAGGCGGAGUUGUCCGCUGCUGUCCUUAGGCUCCGUUCCAAGAGGACAGCUCCGGGGCCAGACGGUAUUCCGGGGCGCGCCCUGGUGAUCGGUGGAGGUGGGCGCCCCGAUGGCGCGCGCUGA
Molecule: messenger RNA, 1323 nt
Organism: Vanessa atalanta (red admiral)
Lineage: Eukaryota; Metazoa; Arthropoda; Insecta; Lepidoptera; Nymphalidae
Exons: 2
Coding region: 1-1323 (440 amino acids)
Molecular function (GO): catalytic activity
Source: RefSeq, a predicted model, not a curated record